Messenger RNA from Loa loa (African eye worm), 207 nucleotides. RefSeq lists its product as hypothetical. The transcript is spliced from 2 exons. Gene Ontology annotation, biological process: fatty acid beta-oxidation using acyl-CoA dehydrogenase. The record is from RefSeq and is a predicted model, not a curated record. Gene Ontology annotation, molecular function: flavin adenine dinucleotide binding; acyl-CoA dehydrogenase activity. NCBI's taxonomy places the organism in Eukaryota, Metazoa, Nematoda, Chromadorea, Rhabditida, Onchocercidae. The coding region runs from base 1 to 207 and encodes 68 amino acids.
AUGUUGGCUAGUAUGGGUAAAUUAAAAGCUUCACGUUUGGCUAGAGCAGUGACCGAUUCAUGCAUGCAGUUUUGGGGUGGUAAUGGAUAUGAGUGGAAUAAUUUGAUCAGUCGUUAUCAUCGAGAUUUUCGAUUAUUCUCAAUUGCUGGUGGUUGUGAUGAAGUAAUGCUUAGAAUUAUUUCAAAACGGAUGAAUAUGAUAGAAUAA